AUGAAUGAACCACCGUCUGAACCAGAAGACACUGAUAUAUCAAAACUUCAAGAUCAACUGAAAAUUGAAAAAAUUUCGAAGAAAGCUGAGAUUGAAAAAAUUCAAAAUGAACUCGAAGCUGAACUUCGUGAAACGGAACAAAAAUGGAUGGAAAAAGUUAGAAAAGUUGCUGAGGAACGAGAUAUUGUGAUUAGGAAAAUGGAUGAAUUUGAGGAGAAAAUAGAGAAUAUGAAAAGACAAGUUCAUCGAAGUGAAACAUAUAAACUUGAAUUGGAUGAGGCAAAUAAGCGGCUGAAAAUGCAAUAUGAAACACUUUAUAAUGAUUAUCAAGAAACAAUGCAAGAAAGAAGUGUAGUUCUCGAGGAAAAUUCGAGACUAAUUGAAGAAAAAGAGAGACUUUAUAAACAAUUGGAACAUUUAAAACUUGGAGAAAAUGAGGAACUUUUGGGACUUCGAAAAAAAUUGGAACACACAAAAAAGUUGCUGCAAGUGAAUAUGGAGGAAACUGUUAGUGCGAAUGCGAAAAAAGAAGCGGCAUUGGCGAAAUGUAGAGAAGUUGAGAAUUUUGGAACAAAGUUAUUGGAAGAACGAGAUGAAGCAUUGAGAAAAGCACAACAAUAUUGUGGAGAUUCUGUUGUUGAUAUUUGGAAUACACAUAAAGUUCAAGUUGAUUUGGUUAGUUAUCGGGCUAAAAUUUUCGGACAAAAACAACAUUUUUCUCAUAAUUUUAAUUUUUUUUCGAGAGAAACUUCCCUGAGCCGUUGAACUAUAUAUAUAUAUAUGUAUAUUCAAAACAUUCCCUAAUUUUUAAAGUUUUCAAAACUGAUAACGCUGAAAAAGAGCACUUAACUCUACAGUAACCCAGAACCUAUUUUUAAAAAAUUGAAGAUCAGAAAGUCCCCAACAUCUACAGUACCCCUAGACUUAUUUUUGUUGGUAUUUAUCAUAGAAUAAGAUCAACAAAUUGAGCCACAUAAUUUGUAUUUAUAUUAUGUUUGAAACGUACAAUUUUCAGCCUUUCCCCAAACCAAAUCUUGGAAUUGUUCUUGGCGGUGGUCGAACAGAUGAUUCAACAACAGUUCAUGGUCCAAUUUAUGUCAAAUAUAUUGGACAUGGUUCACCAUUUGAAAAUGUUCUCAAAAAACUUGAUCAUAUUGUAAUGGUAAAUGAUAUAUCAGUUAUUGAAAUGGAUGAAAGAAGUGUUAUUAGUAUGUUAUCAAAUUGUCAUCAUAUUCAUUUAGUUAUUCGAAGAAGAGCUAAUUGUAAUCGAAUUGUUGAUAUAACACUUCCUUUAAGUUAUGAUGUUGGUUUGGAAUUGGCUAAUGGUGUUUUUAUAAAUUCUGUUGAACCAAAUGGAACUGCUUCAAGGAGUGGAUUAGUACCCGGACAACGGGUUGUUCACGUUAUGCAUACACCAGUUUAUGAUGCUAAACAUGCUGAACUUUUGAUAAAGAGUAAGAUUUUUCAAUUUCCGAUAUUCAAAUGUAAAAUUAACGAUUUCAGAUGCCCGAGAACCACUUGUAAUUGGAUUAUUACAACCAGUCAAGCGUGGUGAUCAAUCAAACAAAGAUAAACCGCGACCUAAAAUGUUCUCUAGGUGGUUCGGAAAAUCAAACGGAGAAAAGGAGCGAAAUGUGGUAGCCAAAGCUAAUAUCGAUAAUGAUGCCUCUUUGCUGCUUAGACAAGGUUCAUUAAGAGUUCCACAAACUUCAAGUGCAACUCUUUCACCAUUAAUUAGAUAUGGCUCGUUGAGAGCGCCAGCUUAUGAUCCGAGCAAAUCGAUUUAUGCAAAAUCGGAGAUUUGUUCAACGACUGGGGGAGGAGCCAUUUUUGAAAAUAAUGUGCCGGCGUAUAUGCCAAAAAAUACGAUGAUGUUUAGCACACCGACAUCCCCUGUUGCGUAAGUUUUUUUCACAGUUUUGGGAUCGAGAGAAGGCAGAGAACUGAAACUUUUUUGAAGAAAAAUUUAUCGUUGAAAAAAUUUAGACUGUAAAUGGAAACUUUGAUCGUUCUUUCUGCCACAUGCCCUGUUUUUCAUGCGCAAAAAUUGUAGAUCUGGAGUAGAAAAACUCAAUUAUUUCCAGCCGCUUCAUCCGUCAAAACACAGACACCCGAAGUUAUGCUUCAAGCUCUCCGGCUUCUGAAAUCACAGCCACUACACGACCAUUCUCAAUGCAUUUCACACCAACAUCUUCAACAAUAAUGGAGACAAAGGUGCCAAAUGAGAGAACAUCAGUGUAUAGUCCGAAAAAUUGUGAUUAUUCAAUGUCUUCAAUAAUGUCAUCAAAUAAUUCGAUACGAUUACCAUCCACAAGUUUUUCAUACACUAAUAAUUGUGAGUUUUGAAACUCCCAGCAUUGGGAAUACAAAUUAGAAAAAUUCAAUAUUUUCAGCCAUAAAUUCGCUGCCUGGAAUUGCUCGUCAUUGCGUGAGCAAAGAUGGAAGCGAAUUUUCAAUUUCUAGUGCUAUCGAAAGAUCUAAAAGAUUGCGAACAACUAAUGAUGUUCUUCGAUCUUCUCAAGCUAGAUUAAUCGAAGUUCCAAGAGGCGAUGUUCGAUUAUGUGGUGGGAAUGCGAUCGGAAUUCUUGCGGAAAAAUCGAUAGGUGGAGAUUUAUUAGAAGGUGAUUUGAUCCUAGAGAUUGAUGGAAAUUGUGUGAGAAAUACAACACUGGAAUGUGCUGUGAAUACUUUAUGGGCUGAUGAUGAUGAAUUAACAAGAGUUUUGAUACAAGAUGGAGGAGAUCGAUUGAACCGUCUUAGACUAGGAGCUGAUGGCGAUAGUUUUUUCCUCCGAGUUAAUAUUGAUCGAAGUGUUGAGCAUAAAGAUGAACUCGAAUUAAAAGCUGGUGAUGUUGUGUUUGUCGAUAAAACUUUAUAUCUUGGAAAGAAAGGAAGAUGGAGAGCAUGGAAAGUUGAUAAAGAAGGAAGACAGCGGGAACAUGGAGCUAUUCCAUCUUCAACAACAAUUGCUCAGAGUAUACGAUCAAAUCGGUGUUCGAACCCUUUUCCGAAAAAAGCUUAUGAAUGGGUUGAAAAAUUGGAUACUAAAAUAAGAAGACCAGUUCUUGUAUUUGGUGCAUUGGUUGAUCCAUUCAUCCAACUUUUAGUUGAUGAAUCAGAAAAGUUCUCACAAAUUCCGAGAGAAUCACUGAAUGCAACUUUUGAAGAGGUUUCCGAUCUUUUACGUGAUUUAGUAUUAAUUGAUUCACAACAAAACGAGGAAGUUUACGAUUUAUAUCAUGUUAUAUCAACAGCUCGUGUUAUUGAUUAUACCAAUCAGGGUUUACACUGUGUUCUGCAAGUUGAUCAAGCUGCGGUUGACCGAUUGAAAAAAUGUCGAAUAUUUCCGAUUAUUGUGAAAUUGAGAUUCAAAAGUGUGAAACAAUUGAAAGAUAUUAAUGAACAUAUUUGUGGAGAAAAAUUGAGUUCGAAAGAAGCGAAACAAAUUAUUGAGAAGGAUUUGAAAGAUUUGGAUGGAGCUGUUACUUUAGUUGUGCCAAACCAUAAUAAUGUUUCGUUUAUGUUGACACACGCUGUUUUACAGGUAGGAGUUUUGAAUUUGAGCCAAGAAAUCGAGCCAAUUUCAAGACGUGGUCUGAUAAACAUGAUAUGUUGGAAAAAUUCCAAAAUUUUUUUUGCAGCUCAAAAAAAUCGUAGAAGAAGAGCAAAGAAAAACUGUUUGGGUUCAAAGGAAAAUCGAAGGAGAGUCAUAA
Caenorhabditis angaria is the source of this 3713-nucleotide messenger RNA. The record is from the annotation of a GenBank genome assembly. NCBI's taxonomy places the organism in Eukaryota, Metazoa, Nematoda, Chromadorea, Rhabditida, Rhabditidae.